GCCGGAUUUAUGUACCGUACACCACCAGCGCACACAAUGGUAGGCACCCGAAGUACUGCAGGCAAUAAGGACUGCAUGCAGACGGAGCAGCAUCCUCGUUCUGAACAGUAUCAAGAUACGCCACGGCCGAGUAAUAUGAAGCCUACAGAAGAGAAGACGGCGACCGUUAUGAGCACAAAUUCAAAAGCGGGUACUUGUAAAGAAGAAUGCCAACCGUCGACGCCCGUUACAACGAAGCGUGCAAAGUCCACGAAGUCUUCGUAUUCAUCUGUACUGGCACGUAAAAAGCAGUUAGAACUCGAUGCUGCACAGAAGAAAGCUAAAAUUCAAAUGGAAUUAAUUGACAAACAAUUGGAAGCAGACCUAGCUGAUUUAGAAGCAGAAUACAGUCCAGACCUAGAGGAUAAUCGCACCAACAUUAAUAGUAAUGUGGAGAGGUGGGUCGAGCACAGCCAGCAAGAAUUGGAAAACACACAGUUUGCCCACGAUCAUGGUUUUCAACAGGGUGACACGUGUCCGCCAGCAAUAGAUUCUGGCACUAAUGGUACUACAGUUCAGAUGCUAGCAAGCGCUCUAAAGAACAUGGCCGCCGCCUCUGCGAAUAGCAACUCGAAUGCUAAACUAUUGUCUCGAUUGAGCACGCCGAAGGAUUUGCCAUACUACUCAGGGGACCCCAUGGAAUGGCUGCAAUUUAAACAGGCCUAUGAAGAAUCGACUGAAGUCUGCAACUUCAAUCCGAAGGAAAAUUUAUGGCGUUUACGGAAAUGUCUACGUGGAGCCGCAAAGGAAGCGGUAUCAGCUUUACUCAUCAGCGCCGUAACUCCUGAUAAAUUAAUGGCGACACUGGAACUAAGGUUCGGUAAUCCAGAUAUAAUUAUAUCACGCUUGAUACAAGAAUUAAAAAAGUUACAUCCAGUGUCACAAGAAUAUCAAAAGGACAUUGUGUACUUUGCUGUGAAAGUGCAGAAUUUCGUGGAAGCAACACGAGCCGUCGGCCGCCAGGAAUAUUUACAAGGUAUAGAUGCAUUUACAUUAUUAUUAUCUAAGAUGCCAACUGUUCUUGUAUCUAAGUGGUCAGAUUAUAGUUACACAUUGUUACUAGAAAGAAAGAAAUCUAGAUUAGAAUUAUUAUCCGAAUUUCUAACUCAAGAAGCAGUAAAGAUUUCCGCAACAUCUAACUUAUGCUUAAUAAAUGCACGCAGCGAUAAAUAUAAAAAUUAUGAUAAUAAUAUAAGUAGCAGAUCACAUUCUGUUUUAGUACUGAAUGAUAAGUGUCAAUACUGUCGUGUUUCAAGACACGAUUUAACAAAAUGUACGCAGUUUAAAAAAGCGCUAAGAAAAGAUAGAUGGCGAUACAUUAAGCGUAACAAUCUUUGUUACAAGUGUUUAUUGUCAAGUCAUGAGCGCGAAACAUGUCCGGCGCCCGCCUGCGAUAAAGAUGGCUGCGGCGGAGCGCACCACCGGCUUCUGCACUACCCCGUACCCACCGGGUGCAGGACUAGCAACGUCACCGCCGAACAAGUGAACGAAUGUCCACCCGUGAGUGAAACUGUGACCCAUAUUAACGUAAAUAAUCAACAAGUGUUAUUAAAAGUAGUGCCGGUAAAAAUUCGUGGACCAUACGGUGUUAUUAAUACCACCGCCUUACUUGAUGACGGUUCAACUGUGUCGCUCAUAACUACCGAUCUCGCUAACCGCGCGGGACUGAGCGGCCCCAGCGACACAUUACGUAUGUGUGGUGCAUGGAAUAAUUCUGUAAAUUUAUGUAACACUACUGUUGUAACCUUUGAUAUUUUCUGUAAUUCAUAUGAUAAUAAUGAUGUGUAUACUGUAAAAGCUCGUACCAUAAAUAAUUUAGAUUUGCCUAUACAAGAUUUAUCUACUGUUAAUUACAACUUGUAUAAAAAUUUGCGUAAAAUUAAAAAUAAAUUGUGUGUAAAAAAAUUGAAACCUGAAAUACUAUUAGGGCAGGAUAAUUAUCAUUUGUUAAUUCCUUUGCAAACUAGUUUAGGUAAUAAGAAUGAACCCGUCGCUACACGCACUCCCUUAGGUUGGUGUAUACAUGGUUGUUUAGGUAUACCGGAACAUAAACAAUCGUCCCACUCGACCCUCCUUAUCUCUGAGUUACACAGCUUACCAGUCGACGAGAGCGAGCGCAUGUUACGAGACAUCCAUGACGAGGUGCGACGGUCAUUCACCAUCGAGUCCAUGGGAGUGUCAGGUAAGCCACGGGAGAAUGCUGAGGAUAUCCGUGCCCUGACAGUGAUGGAGCAAACUGCUAUACUCAUCAACGGCAGGUGGGAGGUUGGGCUACCAUGGAAAGAUGAAAGCUGCAGGAUGCCAAAUAGCUUCCCUAACGCUGUACGCAGAUUAAAAGGUAUAGAAAAGAAAAUUAUGUUAAAUACGGAAUAUGGUAACAGGUAUGUCGAACGUGUUAAUCAUUUAUUACAAAAUGAUUAUGCCAGAGAGUUGGAAGACUGCAGUGUCUCGCCACGGACAUGGUACUUACCACAUUUUGGGGUAGACAACCCAAAUAAAAAAAAACUACGUCUGGUCUUCGAUGCCGCAGCUGGCACAAAUGGUUUGUCAUUAAAUGACUAUCUACUGAAGGGGCCGGACCUACUUACAUCUCUGUUCGGCAUUAUGGUAAGAUUUAGGGAGAACAGAGUAGCGGUGACCGGCGAUAUAAAAGAUAUGUUUUUAAGGAUAAAGGUAAGAGAAGAAGACCAGAACGCACUCAGAUUUCUGUGGAGAAGCAGUCCUGCAGAACAUGAAAAAACGUACGUGAUGACGUCAUUAAUAUUUGGCGCGAAAUGUUCACCGUUCAUAGCUCAAUUUAUUAAGAAUAAAAACGCACUAAGGUAUGAGUCAUCGAUGCCAAACGCCGUAGCAGCGAUAUGUAAUCAACAUUAUAUGGAUGACUACAUAGACAGUUUGCCAGACGAGGCCGCCGCCAUAACAAUGGUACGUAAUAUUAGUAAAAUUCACAAAUCAGGUGGUUUUCAUAUUUGUAAUUGGACUAGCAACAGUCCAGCCGUAUUGGAUAGUAUUCCAAAGGAGUCCUUGGGUACUACGGCCGUAAAGUUCAAAAUAGAUCAAGAAUGCGAAGGUGAACGUACGCUCGGAUUGAUAUGGUACCCGCGCGAAGACGAGUUGGGGUUCGAUGUGUCUCUCAAGCGCAUACCACAUGACAUAAUUAAUGGUAAAAAUAGACCAACAAAAAGAGUUAUGCUCAGAGUCAUAAUGUCAAUAUUCGAUGUAUUUGGAUUCUUAUCGCCAUUUACUAUACAAGGUAAAAUAAUGUUGCAAGAUACCUGGCGCGCUGGAAUCAGCUGGGACGACUUAGUAACAGAUGACAUACAUAAAAAAUGGUGUCAGUGGGUCAAUGUACUAACGAGUGAAAUAAAAAAUAUCCGUCUGCCGAGGUGGUAUCAAGCAGCGACGAGUGGGAGCGAGUCAGCGAUAAAACGUAGCACAUCAGUUCAGGUAAACAUAACCUCUCUCACCUCUCUUACAUCUACAAGCGUAACCGAACGGGCUAUCGGCUACGAAACUGGCGUAGCUAAUAGCUGCGCUACGACAUCCCGCUGCAAUGACGUAGUUACAGGCGCUACGAAACAGGUUUUGGCUGGAAGUGAAUAUAGUAAUUUAGAGUUACACUUGUGUUGCGAUGCGUCGACUAAAGCAAUGUGCGCAGUCGCAUACUGGCGAUGGUACGUAAAUAAAGAUAUAUGUAUGUCAUUCAUAGCUAGCAAGUGCCGUGUCGCGCCCGUGAGUCAUACUACCGUGCCGCGUUUGGAAUUGCAAGCUGCUUUAUUGGCUGCGAGGUUGGCAGAUACAAUAAUCAGAGAACACAAAAUAAAUCCAGUAAGGCGUUAUUUUUGGUGCGACUCUAGUACCGUGCUACACUGGAUAUGUAAUAAUACACGUAGCUAUAAAACGUACAUAGCAAACCGGCUGGGUGAAAUAGACGAGCUAAGCCGCCCUGAGGAGUGGCGGUAUGUACCUACAAAAUUAAAUGUUGCUGAUCUCGCUACGAGAGAAAAUUACGACAAUUCUCUUUUUAAAAAUGAAUGGUUUAGAGGUCCGACAUUCUUAUACAGCGAUGAGUCAUCGUGGCCGGUGAAUAUAAUCGAUAAGAUAAAUGAAAUGAGUUUAGAACGAGUAAUGAUAAUACAACAUGAAGAUUGUAACUUACCUGUACCUGACCCAGGAAGAUUUUCAUGCUGGUUACGACUGGUGAGGGCUACGGCAUGUAUUCUAAAAUUUAUAUACAAGUGUAGAAAGCAGAUUGAGACUGUUUGCACAGUCAUGAAGAGGUCUGAGCGAUUGCUGCUAAAAUAUACACAAGAACAGUCAUUCGGUGAUGAAAUAGCUGCAAUUAAAAAUGGUAACUGUUUGUCAAAAGGUAGUAAGUUACUUACGUUAUCUCCAUUUCUGGAUGAGUACGGGAUUCUCCGUGUCGGCGGCCGCAUAGAUGCUGCACCGGAUGUUGAACCUGAAAUGAAGAGACCUAUCAUCUUGGACGGGCGUAGUCAGGUAUCUCAAUUAAUUGUUAGAUACAACCAUGUGAAGACAGCCCACGGGAACCAGGAAACCGUUGUAAACAACCUGAAACAGAAAUAUUGGAUUAUUAGAAUACGUCCAACCGUAAAACAUGUAGCAUAUAAAUGUAUGUUUUGUAGAAUAAAAAGAGCAAAACCACAGGUACCGAGAAUGGGAGAGCUGCCUGAAGCACGACUGGCUCAUCAUCAGCGUCCUUUCACACACUGUGGUCUGGAUUUGUUUGGACCCAUGGAGGUCACUGUGGGGAGACAUAGAGAGAAAAGGUAUGGAGUUUUAUUUACUUGUUUGACCGUCCGUGGAAUCCACUUAGAACUGGUGUCAUCACUUACCUCUGACUCCCUCAUUAUGGCUCUUCGUCGAAUGGCAGCAAGACGGGGUUGGCCUCGUAUGCUGUACUCUGAUAAUGGUACAAACUUGAGAGGCGCUGAUGCUGAGCUGAAGAAGUCUAUAAAUGAGGUAGAUUUUGAUAGGCUAACAAAUGAAGCAGCUAAUAAUGGAGUGGAAUGGACCUUCAUCCCGCCUGCCAGUCCCCACUGGGGUGAGGCAUGGGAGCGACUUAUUAGGAGUGUCAAGACUUCACUUAGGGUAAUUUUAAAAGAACGUGCACCACGUGAAGAAGUACUCAACACGCUCCUGACGGAAGUUGAGAAUAUUGUCAACAGUCGACCCUUGUCACAUGUAUCGGUAGAAGUAGGUAGUAGUGAGUCUCUAACUCCUAAUCAUUUUAUGUUGGGUUCGUCAUCAAAUUUGCCAACUGUUGGUGUAUUUAAUGACUCUGAUUUGUACCUACGUAAACAGUGGCGUAAGGCGCAGAGGCUCGCUGACAUGUUUUGGAAGCGGUGGGUCAGAGAAGUGCUUCCUGACCUAAUAUCUAGGCGUAAAUGGCAGUACGACCAGACACCGAUACAGGUAGGUGAUUUUGUACUUAUUGUCGAUCCUGAUGCACCUCGUAAUUUCUGGCUGAAAGCUGUGGUUCAGCAGGUGUUUCCAGGAAGGGAUGGUCGAGUUAGGGUCGUAGAACUGAAAACUAAGUCUGGCAUUUUGAAGCGGCCGGUGACGCGUGUCGUUCGUAUUUCGAUGGAUAAUGAGUGCUGAGCUAGGCUCAACACUGGGGUGGGGUGUGUAAGCGACGCGUUCUGUGCCUUAAAAAACAAAAUAAUUAAAAUGAUGUUUGUCUAUGUUAUUGUCUCUGCGUGCGGUGUCGUAGUCGUUUUUAAAAAACUUAUAACCGGCGCAACG
Achroia grisella is the source of this 5805-nucleotide messenger RNA. RefSeq lists its product as uncharacterized. Gene Ontology annotation, molecular function: nucleic acid binding. The record is from RefSeq and is a predicted model, not a curated record. Lineage: Eukaryota; Metazoa; Arthropoda; Insecta; Lepidoptera; Pyralidae. Gene Ontology annotation, biological process: DNA integration.